GUACUGGAGCGAUAAGCCCACAGACGUAUUUGAACACCCGCGUUCCUCACAUCAACCAAAGUGCCUGCACGGCGUAGUGCCUGUCUCAGCAUACAACUGUACCUCCUCUUGCAUAGAUCGGCAUCCGCUAAUCACUGAGCUACAACGAUGGCUGAUCCAAACAGAGAAAUCCGGAUUGCCGUCAUGGGUGCUACAGGUAGUGGUAAAUCCACGUUUAUCAAUAAGGCUAGCGGGUCGAACCUUCCCGUUGGUCACGGCCUCGACAGUUGCACUAGCGAAGUGCAAACUUCACGGCCAGUUUGUUGUGAUUCCAUCGAAAGAUUUCCUCAGGCUAAGUGUCUGCGUUUCUUCAGCUACGAGCAUGGCGCCAAGCUUGCUGGCGUCAUCUACAUGCACCGCAUCUCUGACCUCAGGAUGGGUGGCACGUCCAAGCGCAACUUCAGGAUCUUCCGCGAGCUUUGCGGAGAAAGCUCGCUCAAAAACGUCAUCAUCGUGACCAACAUGUGGUUACAGGUGACACUUGAGAUUGGUGAGGCUAGAGAGGCUGAACUUGCGAGGAUGGAUAAAUUCUUUAAACCUGUACUUGAGAAGGGCGGUCAGCUGCUCCGUCACCAUGGCACCCUCGAGUCCGCACAUACCAUCCUUCGUUAUCUCGUCAACAACCAACCUGCUCCGCUUCGCAUUCAGCAAGAAAUUGUCGACGAGCACAGGUCUAUCGAGGAGACCGCUGCGGGCGCUGAACUCAGGCGCGCCCUCAACGAGCAAGCGGAUCAGCACAAAGACGAGAUCCGUAAUCUGAGAGCAGAUAUGGAAGCCGCUAUGCGCGCCAAAGAUGAGGAGAUGCGGAGAGAGCUUCAGGAAGAGCUCGAGAAGAAGCAAGAGGAAUGCUUGCGCAUCGAGCAAAACUCUCAGCGCAUGGCUGCCGAGUUUGCUGCCGAGCGCGCACGCCUCGAGGCUCUGAUCCUGCGGAUGGAAGCCGAGCAUCAGAAGCAACUCCAGAUGCUGGAGAACCUUCAAGGCGAGGUCGUCAAAGUCCUGACCGAGAAAGAGGAACAGGAAACUAUGCAUGCUCAAAGGGAGAGCGAGAUUCUUGCUGCCAAGCAGGCAGAGGACGAACGGCGCGCUCGCGAGUUGGAAGAAGAACGCAAUGCAAGAGUGCUGGCGGAAGAAAGUCACCAGAAGCACCUCCAAAGUCUUCUGGACGAUAUGGAGAAGACACGCAUCGCAAAAGAGAUCGCCGAUAUUGCUCACGCCGAAGAAGUCAAGCGAGAGCGGGACAGACUGGCAGUACUAGAGACUGAGCAGCAGCGACAGAAGUCCGCCAUGGAAGCCGCGGAAAGGGAACGUGCUCGAGAGGAAGCGGAACGAGUACGCUUGCAAGAAGAAUUUGCGCAGAGAGAGAAAGAAUUAGAGGAAGUCAAGGUGUCCAACGCAGCAAAAGAGGCCGAGAGUGUAGCAGCGAAACGGGCGGUCGAAAGUGCCCAAACCCGUCUCCUUGAACAGCAACAGCUAACACGCCAACUCGAAGAACAGCUUGUCCAACAACGGGAAAUGGACCAAAGUUCGCUCGAACACUGUAGCUUGCCCCAGCCAAGUAUUCUGAGCCGAAUUUUCCAUUCGUGGUAUGGAAGGUAG
Suillus subalutaceus is the source of this 1635-nucleotide messenger RNA. RefSeq lists its product as uncharacterized. The coding region runs from base 148 to 1635 and encodes 495 amino acids. The record is from RefSeq and is a predicted model, not a curated record. Lineage: Eukaryota; Fungi; Basidiomycota; Agaricomycetes; Boletales; Suillaceae. The transcript is spliced from 4 exons.